UUUCUUUGGAAACCUAUCCAAAGGAUGAUUCUGCCCCUGAGACACAAGGACAAACCGAGGCUGGGCAGUUCAGCUCAGAGUAGACGUGAAUGGUGGGGAGGUGAAGGAGUGGUCUCUCUCGUUGAAGCUCUUUGUUUUCACUUUGUUUGGGACAGUUUGCAUUCGAUUGGGAGAGUUUUGUGACUGACACCUAAAAUUAAAGUCAAACUUGGCUUUUGAAGAAUUUAAAAUUCCUAGAUGUCUCUUCUUAUAGAAUUCCUGAUGGUUUAAAGUUUCUUGGCAAUUAUCUCCUUGGAUUCUGGACUCCACUUCAGGUCUACACUUCAGGUUUACUUAUUUUAAAGCAGUGUUGGCUUAUUCAUCUCGCAGCCAUGCCGGUCCGGAUCAUGUGCACCAUCUCCUUUUCUGCGGACGAUGAGCCCGCGAGAGGAUAUGGCAAAGAUGGAUUCGAUGACCACUACAAGCGUGUUAAUAAGGGUUACGAUGACAGUGGCUCGCAGGACUACCUGGAUGGGUGUAGUCAGGGGGAUGAUUACAAUGACGAGGAAGACGUCACUGAGGUGGACGACAUAGCCACUUUCUUCAGUGGUUGCUCCCUCCAUGGCGCCAACCACGUGUUUGUGGAGGACAAGAAGUUCAGUAUUCGCCAGGGUCUCUGGGCGAUUGUCUUCACCUUGGCUCUGUCCGCUUUCUUGUAUCAGGUAGCCGACAGAAUCCUUUACUACCUCCAGUAUGAUCGCAUCACGAUGCUGGAUGAGAAAGUGGCCAAUAACAUGACUUUCCCGGCCAUCACCAUCUGUAACUACAACUUUGUGAGGAAGUCUCAGAUGAGCUACAGCGAUCUGAUUUUCAUGGGCCCUCUGCUGGGCUUCGAAGAGGGAAUGGCGCCGGGGUUCCCGCUCGCGCCAGAGCCAGAUCGCCCUCCAGGCUCUCGCUUCAGCCUUGAUGAGUUCCACACUCGCACACGACACCGCAUGGAAGACAUGCUGCUAGAGUGUAACUUCAGAGGCUUGGACUGCGGACCAGAGAACUUCAUGCAGAUAUUCACACGCUACGGAAAGUGCUACACCUUCAAUUCUGGCCAAGAUGGACGACCUCUCAUGGUGACGAUGAAGGGUGGGAUGGGGAACGGCCUGGAGCUGAUGUUGGACAUCCAGCAGGAUGAAUAUCUACCUGUGUGGGGAGAGACUGACGAGACGUCAUUUGAAGCGGGGAUCAAAGUUCAGAUCCACACCCAGGAUGAGCCACCGUUCAUAGAUCAACUGGGCUUUGGAGUAGCGCCGGGGUUUCAGACCUUCGUCUCCUGUCAGGAACAACGGCUGACGUACUUACCCCCGCCGUGGGGCGACUGCAAGGCCACGCCAAUGGACUCAGACUUCUUCAGCACUUACAGCAUUACAGCGUGCCGAAUCGACUGUGAGACCCGAUACCUGGUGGAGAACUGCAACUGCAGGAUGGUCCACAUGCCUGGAGAUGCCCCAUACUGCACCCCAGAGCAAUACAAGGAGUGUGCGGAUCCUGCCUUGGACUUUCUUGUCGAGAGAGACAAUGACUACUGUGUGUGCGAGACACCGUGCAACAUGACGCGCUACGGAAAAGAGUUGUCCUUUGUCAAGAUACCCAGCAAAGCCUCAGCCAAGUACCUCGCAAAGAAAUUCAACAAGACAGAGCAGUACAUUGCUGAUAACAUUUUAGUUCUGGAUAUCUACUUUGAAGCGCUGAACUACGAAACCAUCGAACAAAAGAAAGCCUAUGAAUUGGCGGGCCUUCUGGGUGAUAUCGGAGGUCAGAUGGGUCUCUUCAUCGGAGCCAGCAUCCUCACGAUUCUGGAACUUUUCGACUAUUUAUAUGAGGUGAUCAAGUACAAGCUGUGCCGAUGCGCGAAGAAGAAACACAAAGGCCGCAAGAACAACGACCGGGGAGCUGUGCUGAGCCUGGAUGAUGUGAAACGCCAUGCUCCUUGUGAGAACCUGCGCACACCAUCGACAUAUCCUGGCAACAUGCUACCUCAUCACCCGGCCCAGGGCAACUUUGAAGACUUCACUUGCUGAGCAGACCCAGUGUGAAGCAACAAAGUGCGCGUUAUGCAACCAAAGCUAACAACACAACAAGAACUUCUCCAACACAGGGAGCGCGAGGAACUGGUACAGAGUCUAACAAAAGGCACUUUUUACUUAGAAACGGGAGUAAAGCAGACAAAUCAAAUAAGACAAAUAUGGUGAAGGAACUUUUAAACCCGAGGCACAGCUGAGAGGAAAUCCCAAAUAUAAAAAUAUCUGUUAAUUUUCCAGCAAACUUUUCAAGCAGCACUCUUCUAUCUGUGUUUUUUCUCUGGAAUACUGCCGCAAAGAAUGCUCAAGGAGAAACCUCGCCAACAAGGACCUCUCUUUCAAAAGACAGAAACAUCAAAAAAAAGUGUAAAAAUAACCAAGGGAACAUGUACAGUUAUCUCACCAUAGACAGCAGAUCAGAGAAAAGAGCCCCCAUGCCUUUAUAUAACACAGCAACACACGAUGGUUUUACUCUCCACAAAGGACAAAAAUCCAUCCUGCUUACUCCACUGUACAUGUAGCAACAUCUGUAACUGUUGCAGUGCUCCAUGAAACAACAGCCGGACUCUGUGUCAUUUGUAUGAGAAUGUAUCUAUGUUUGCAAUGAGUGUAGUCGGGUGUGCAGGGACGUUUUGGGGUCGUAGAGGUAGAGGUGCAUCAUCUACCGUUUGAAAUGUACUGGUGAAGAUUUCAGGUCUCAUCAUGUAAAUGCAUGCUCGUAUGUGUCCAGUGCAUGUUUUUCAUUUCAUUUAUAAUUUUUCUUUUUUUUUUAUAUACGAAUAUAUAAAAAUUAUAAGUACCAAGUUUGCCUCAAUGAUAUAAUGGAAAAGGAAGAUGAUACAUCCCAUAUAUUUAUGUGUAUGUGUGUAGCUAUGCAGUAUGCGUGCGUGUGCGUGUGCGUUCAUGGGUGUCUACGUCCAAGCAGGAAUAGAAGAGUGUCCUGAUUGCAUGAAUGGAUAAGCUGCAGCUAAUUUCCAUUUCUCAUCAGUUCCUUUUUUUACAUUUCCACAUGUGCCCGAUGAGUCGAGGAGUCUUCAUUCAUUUGCUCUUAUCUCGACUGCGAGGUGAGGUGACGGGAGGAUCUUUAUUUCUUUUCCAGGAGUGUUGAUGAUUACUGAAAUCCUUGGGAGUUUCGUGGGGUUGUUACAAUUUUUUCUGUAUCUGUGUUCUAGUUGCAAACGUCUUAUCAAAGCACAAUACCGCCAGUAUGUAGAGGUGAUGUAAAAGACAACGUACUAUUCUUCUUGAUAUAUUGUCAUAUUAUUAAUAUCGUAUUGAGCCAACUGUUUUUUAGGUUGAUUUCUUUCUUUUCAUAUAAAAACAUACUCAAUUAUUGCCUGAUAAUCCUUCUUCCAGGUAAUAGGCUGGUUUAUUUAGUUAUCAAAAGCAUAAAUAAAAUGUAAAUACCAUUUUGGAAAUUACUCUUCUUCUGAGGUUUUAUUCUUAUCGAUGAGUUUCCUCUCUGAAGCCUUCAUUUGUCUGUUUGGUUGAUAGAUAAAAAGAUUCAAACUACUGUAUUUUUCAACUGCAGAUACUGUGCAAAUGCAAAUUUUGAAUCAUAAGUAGCUCUCAGAAUAUUUCAUUAAGCUGUCUGCUCUUCAUCUAAGAAACUUUGCUCUCAUUUUUUUUCUAAUCAACAUGCUAACUUGUUUUUUUUCCCCUCAUGCAACAUUUUUUUAAGAAUUAAAUCAGCGUUAAGCGAGAGGAGCGGCCUGGUUUCAAAAUAGAUAUUACUCACCUACUUCCCCCAUGUUCAGCAGCCACAACCAAACACAGUGGUUUUUUUUAGAGCUCUCUUGAAAUGUAAUUACAGUUUCAGCUGCUAUUUGACAAAAAGGAUGGAUGAGAAAUAUCCUGCACAGCCAAUACAAGUUUUAUCAAGAUUGUCAGUCAGCGACGCACAUUACAGACUGCUCGUAUUCCACUGUACAUCUGGUGCUGCAGACUGACACACUUGUAUCAGAGAAGCAGCUCCAUGAUGCAUGACUCUGAAUAUUAGAAUUCAGUUAUACUUCCUUAAACAUGGUCUGCCUCCAAAUUGGUGUUAUGGCCACACAUCCGUCCGCUGCUACUGCUGAGCACAGAGGGGUUACUUCAGGACGAGGAGUUUACUUUAGCUUAUAGUACCUUAAGCGUGAAAACCAAACAUCAUCAUUGUUUAUCAACUGUAAGAGUGCAUUCAUAUUUUAUUAUUCAGAGGAGAAAUCGCCUCUGCAUUAAUGUACAAGUGUCAAAGCUGCGGGGAACCAGCUCCACCAUCUGAUGAAGAUUUUUUUUCUCCCUGUCUUGAAUGAUUGAAACAUGAUUUUGCCCCCUGAUGGUUUUAUUACUUUCUGUUUGUACCUGCCAAGAAGACAAAUUAAUCAAAAAUAAAAGACGAUCCUGUUCAUUU
Molecule: messenger RNA, 4443 nt
Organism: Notolabrus celidotus (New Zealand spotty)
Lineage: Eukaryota; Metazoa; Chordata; Actinopteri; Labriformes; Labridae
Gene: asic1b
Product: acid-sensing (proton-gated) ion channel 1b
Exons: 10
Coding region: 372-2051 (559 amino acids)
Biological process (GO): sodium ion transmembrane transport
Cellular component (GO): membrane
Source: RefSeq, a predicted model, not a curated record